This is a messenger RNA of Jatropha curcas, 1424 nucleotides long. Its product is annotated as RNA-binding (RRM/RBD/RNP motifs) family protein. Gene Ontology annotation, molecular function: RNA binding. Lineage: Eukaryota; Viridiplantae; Streptophyta; Magnoliopsida; Malpighiales; Euphorbiaceae. The record is from RefSeq and is a predicted model, not a curated record.
AAAAUUUUGUUUUUAAUUAAUAAUGCCACUUCAAUUUACAUUCUCUCCCUGAAAAGUAAAAACUCUCUUGCGGCUGUCUACGGCCACCACCAACGGUGCGACCUUCCGACUGGUUCUGUAGUGAAUCAUAGCCGUGAAGUUCCAAAUUCCAACAGCCCAAUAGAAUAAAAAUUAAUGGCACAUCUUCAUCAAACCUACGAUCCCUAUUACCAGCUGCAGCAACCACCACCCUUACCACCACCGCCUGACCGGAACGGAAUUAACACGCUUUUCGUCUCAGGACUUCCAGACGAUGUCAAGCCACGGGAGAUUCACAACCUCUUUCGCCGACGCCCCGGUUUUGACUCUUGCCAGCUCAAGUACACCGGUCGUGGCAACCAGGUUGUUGCAUUUGCUACCUUCUUCAAUCACCAAUCAGCAAUUGCCGCUAUGCACUCUUUAAACGGUGUAAAAUUUGAUCCUCAAACUGGGUCCACUCUGCAUAUAGAACUUGCCAGAUCAAAUUCAAGGAGGAAACGUAAACCAGGGAGUGGAGCCUAUGUGGUUAUUGAUAAACGAACACAACAGACCUCUAAUGCCCAAGAAACAUCAAGUGAUGAUGGAGCCAGUGACUCUGAUGAAGCACCUGCAGCUGGCAAUGUUGGUUCAGCCAACCAGGGUGACUUGGUGAGCUUAAAAAGUGAGGCAGCUGGUGAUCCUGACAGUGCUGUAGUAGCUGCAUAUGAGCAGUUAGAAAAGUCUGCAGAAGGAGGUGUUAAUCCUUGUUCCACUUUGUUUAUUGCUAAUCUUGGUCCAAAUUGCACUGAAGAUGAACUAAGGCAAACUCUCUCACAAUAUCCGGGGUUCAAUGUGCUGAAAAUGCGUGCUAAAGGUGGUAUGCCAGUUGCCUUUGCUGAUUUUGAGGAAAUUGACCAAGCUAAGAAAACCAUGGAGGAACUUCAGGGUACCUUGUUACCAUCAUCAGACCGAGGCGGCAUGCACAUAGAAUAUGCCAGGUCCAAAAUGAGGAAACCCUAGCAGGGAGAAAAUUAAGCUACAAUUUUACACUGCCAACAGAGAACCGUCUGCUUAAUGCAACAAUUUUUUUGUAACUUUUGCCUCAAGUUCUUUUAUCAGGGAUGAAGGAAAACCGAGAAAUUUCCAUUUGCAGAAAGCCAAUACCAACUGCUUUAAUGGUUUUUCAUUUGCUCUUAAACAAGCAAAGUUGCUUGUGCAUUGCGGUGGGUUUAUAAAUGAAAUCCUUUUUUUAGUUUCUCUCUUCAUUUUGCAAUGAUUAGCAAUACUUUGUAAAAUGAUAUGACUCUAAUUAUGAAUAUACAACAAUGAUGUAAGAUUAAUCAUCUUUCGAUAGGUUGUUUCAUUUCCUCUGGAUUGGAUGAUCGUUAUUCAUUAUGCAUAAUCAAGCAACAAAAUAUGUUUAGGUA